Molecule: messenger RNA, 2708 nt
Organism: Carassius gibelio (silver crucian carp)
Lineage: Eukaryota; Metazoa; Chordata; Actinopteri; Cypriniformes; Cyprinidae
Product: tumor protein D52
Exons: 8
Coding region: 286-1041 (251 amino acids)
Biological process (GO): B cell differentiation
Cellular component (GO): cytoplasm
Source: RefSeq, a predicted model, not a curated record
CUUUAAGAACAUUUUUAUAGGAUUGUCAACAAUGCCUACAAGGACCGCUGAGAUUACAGCUGGGAGUGUUGGCUCGCGACGGAAACGGAACGCUAUGGAGCAGUAACUUAUUAACUUGCUUACAUUGUUGUUUGAAGCAGGACCUCAUGUGAUCCAUGCUAGCACUGCAGAAUCCGCAACACGCUUAUACUUGCAACCGUAGCUAGAAGAUGGGACAAUCGGCACCGUGAUAUCCUAACAGGCUCGGUCUCAUGCAUCACUUAGUGUCCUGGGAGCUUCCAGUUCAUGGGCAUUAUGGAGGAACCUGUAGAGGAGUACAAGUCUCCGUUCAACUUUGAGCAGGGAGUGAACAGCAGCUACCUCUACCUGUCACCUGAAGAGAGUUUGACUCCCCCUGGUUCACCGGUACUGCCGCUCAGAGGGCCCAAGAGUCCAGACAUCUUCCCAGAAGUCGGUGAAGAUGUGAAUGCAGUGUAUGCAGUGCCCAGUUCCCCCUGCACGGCCCUAACUGAGGAAGAGCAAGCAGAACUCAGCAGUGAACUAGCAAAGGUGGAAGAGGAGAUCCAGACUCUUUCUCAGGUGCUGGCAGCCAAAGAGAAGCAGGUGGCCGAGAUCAAGCGGAAACUGGGCAUCACUCCACUCAACGAGUUCAAACAGAACCUGAGCAAAGGCUGGCAUGAAGUCACCACCUCCACUGCGUAUAAGAAGACCUCAGAGACCCUGUCUCAAGUGGGUCAGAAGGCGACGACAGCGUUCUCCAGUGUGGGCUCAGCCAUUGGCAGAAAGCUAGAGGACGUGAGAUUACAGUCAUUUUCCAAUUCUUUUGGUAUACACUCCAUACAGCAUUCGGCUAGCAUGCCGCUGAUGAGAAACACACCCACCUUCAAGUCAUUUGAGGAGAAGGUGGAAACCAUAAAGACCAAGAUGAACCCAACCCCAUCAACAGGCGAUACCGAAGAGGUUUCAGAAUCCACACCUGACGGAAAGCCAGUGGUUGAACAGCCAGAGGGAACGUGUCCACCAGAUCAAAAACCACACUGAGGAUCCACCUUCAAACGCUUCCCUCUUCUCUCUUGUUACCUCCUGUUUCCCUUCUUUCAUUCCACUGUUGUGCUUCUACAUAGUCACUGUGAGCUUUGUUUUGUGGCAGUAUUUGUCCACUGAAGUCUGGGUCAUCUCCAGACGGGACUUGGUGGUCCUACACUGGAGCAGACAUGUCCGAAUGUGAGAUGUUCUGUAUGUUCCCUCAUGCACUGUCACACUAGAGCAUUGACCUUUGACCCCUACCUUCAGGUCUGUGUUGUUUUAGCCUCCUGAGAGGCUCAGGCUGUCCUUUAGAAGUCCCUAAACAUUUCCAUGUACUCUUUUGAAGAAUAUAUCCUUAAGGCAUUAUACAAAGUUUAAAGAUGUAAUUGAAUUUGACUUCUUGUUUGUGUAAAUUCACUGUAGCACAUCCAGCUACUUAAAAUUGCCAGAUUUCGCUGUGUAUAUAUAGUUCAUCUUCUGUUUUUAAAACAAAUGCCAAAAAGUGUGAACUUUGAACGGAAAUAUUUUUGCAUAGAAAGUUUAUUGAUUUGUAUUAUUAGCAUUAAUACCAAAUAUGAUCAAAUAGUAGUGAUGUUAGACUAUUUAAUUACUUCAUAACUUCAUUACUUAUUUCAUUAGAUUUAGCUUUAGAGAGUUUGUCAUAAAAUGAGCAGACUUGAGUUGACAGUGUGCUUUGUGAUUUGAUUUCUCUUUAUUUUUAUGCCGUUAGUAUAGUCGCACCACUGAGAUCCCAGUGCUUUCUGUUGCUAAAACUGGGAAGGGUUAAUCUCACUUUAAGGGUGUUUCUGAUAGCUUUGUCAUUUGAUCACUGUUGUAUUUUUUUGUGUGUGCGUGUGACAGGAAAGAAGACAUAUUAUGAGAGGGACAGACAUCAUAGUCUCCUAGACAGCACUUCUUCCCUGUUGUUUAAACUGACUAACACAGUUGUACAGCAGUGUGAAAAAACUAGCUUUAGAUCUAGUGCAAUCCAUAAUAUUUACAAACUCUAAAUCUAGUGUUAUUUGUGUAGCCGCUUACACUAGUACCUACUGUAAUGUUGUGGCAUCUUCAAGACUGCAAAAUUAAAAACUAUAUAUUUAUAUUGAUAUUGUUAGAAUUUCUGAACUAUAGAUAAAAAGGUGUAAAAUGUAUGAUUUGGUAGUGGUUGCUAAAGGCUUUGGUGUGCAGGAGCUUCUGCUUGUGCUCAUUUAGAUGGUACUUUCUGCUACGCUGCUGCAAGAAAUAUUCAGAGAAUAGAAAUCAAAAUGUUUACAGAGGUUUAGGUUCAGCAUGUAUGAUCUAUUACUCUAGACCUAGUGUUGAUAUCCAAAAUAAAAUAAUACUACUGUGGAAAAUAUUGUUAAGGGUUUUCUGUUUAAAACAGUGUUUUAUUUGUGUUGAUUUUAUAGAUGGAGGGUGGGAAUCCCCAGCGGGACCAAACAUGUUUUAAUUUCUCCCCCUUCUGCUUCACUGAAGUUUGUAUCAUCUUUCCUCACAUCAUCUUUUAAAUAUGAAUGUUGCUUUAUAGUCAAUGUCUCUAAUGGCCUUUUGUCUUGGGUUACAGUUGUGGUAGUUGAAUCUGCUGUUUUGUUCACUUAUAAUUAACAUCCGGAAACUAGAACUAUUUUGAGUUAUAUAUAUAUAUAUAUAUAUAUAUAUAUAUAUAUAUAUAUAUAGAAACA